Messenger RNA from Mytilus trossulus (common blue mussel), 6806 nucleotides. RefSeq names its product adenylate cyclase type 2-like. Lineage: Eukaryota; Metazoa; Mollusca; Bivalvia; Mytilida; Mytilidae. The coding region runs from base 280 to 4272 and encodes 1330 amino acids. The transcript is spliced from 26 exons. Gene Ontology annotation, biological process: adenylate cyclase-inhibiting G protein-coupled receptor signaling pathway; adenylate cyclase-activating G protein-coupled receptor signaling pathway; cAMP biosynthetic process. The record is from RefSeq and is a predicted model, not a curated record. Gene Ontology annotation, cellular component: plasma membrane. Gene Ontology annotation, molecular function: adenylate cyclase activity.
CGGAUUUGUGGUUGACACAGAAGUAUUGAUCCCGGCACUUAAUCAGAGGUAUAUACCGACUCAUUUCAUACUACUAAUAGUGAUGGCUUAAAUACGACUGUUAUAACGAGGACAAAUCUCAGAUAUCAAAAGGAUGUUUAAAAUAAAUCAUUUAACAAUCAAUUGUGAGGAAGUUAUUAAAGGUAAAAAAUAUUACAAUUAGGAAAUUUUAUGCGUUUUUCCGUUAUUCCUGUUUUCAAAAAUUUCGCAAUGAAUAUUAGCCUGCAGACAUAAUUGAAAAUGACCAGUCCGACGGUUGAAUGUUCUGACAUCACAUUUUACAUAAGUGGCCCGGAGGAGGAUGUUUCACAUACGAACAACUCCGGAAAUAAUCAGAAAUCCGAGGCGGAGUUCGUGAAAUGUAACGAGAAACGUCUCGAUUAUAUCGACAGUAAUCCAAGCUUUCUUCGAUACAUCGAUAGUAAUGCUGAGUGUCACAGCAUAGAAAACUAUAGUGAGAGCGAAAAUGAAAUGAUUUCAAAUAGACUUAACGAAAAGAGAGAAAAAAUGAAUGAAAACGAAUUGGAUACAAAUCUAGAGAGCAGAAAUUCUGUUAAGGAUAUACGUGAUGCAAAUAGUUAUCAUCAGAUUAAAACGAAUGGAGAAACAGGAGGAAAGUAUAUAGAUUGUCAGUGUGAUGGUCAAACGUUAAGUCCGUGUACGGCCAUUCAUUCAUGCCCUAGAGUGCAUUUCAAAGAUUCACCGAACAAAAGUUUGGAGGACAUAAAUUCGAACAGAGAAAAUGAAUUCAUGUUGACAAAUUCAUCAAGUAAAAAGAAAGUGUCACUGACGUUACCGAACGGACUUGUGAACGGAGUAUACAAUGGUAGUUUGACCGAUCUGGAAAAUGGAAAUCAGUACAGUAAUGGAAAGCAUAGUAGUGGCUUUCAAAAGAGCGAUGAAUUUUCAAUUACUAAUAUUCAACGGUUAAGUAGAAACAGUCGGUAUAGAAAACGCAGUCAGCGAGAUGUAAUAACUCCCGAGAUACAAGAAAAGACCACUUGGUGGAAAGAAUUUUCUGUAACGCAUAUUAAGGCAACAUUCCACAAUCUACAAAUAGAGAAACUUUAUCAGUGCUAUUGUGUUCAACUCAAACAUUCACUAACUAUUGCUUUGGUUACUUUAGCAAUGGCCAUGUUGCUAGGGACACUUAUUUAUCAUAUUGUUGUCAAGGACAAAGAGAAUUUACCAAAGGAAGUGUUUUUAACAAUUGUGAUAACCUUGUCCAGUGGAUUUAUACUAUUCUCUGUAAUCAUAAUCUUCAUACUCAAAAGGAAAUAUUACUCAAAAUAUCCUACAUUGAUAUCUCUAUUGAUAUGGAUUCUAUUGCUUGUUGUGGCAAGCAUUUACUACAAUAUUGUUCAGAAAAAGAAAGUGACGGACAACAUUGCCGUAAUGUUUUAUAUUAUCAUUGUUUGUUACAUCAUGUUGCCACUCUCCAAACGUUUGUCGUUGUUUCUUGGUGUGGUGACAGUCCUACUGGAGAUGAUAGCAUCGGCGCUACUUCAUUCUACAGGAUCAAACUUUCUAGUCGAGGAGCUUAUGUCAAAUUUUAUAAUACUCUUAUGUGCCAAUAUGAUAGGGAUGUAUCAUAAAUAUCUAACUGAUCUGACACACAGAAGGACGUUCCUGGAGGCCAGAAACUCUAUACAAUCAAUGAAGAAACUAGAGAGAGAAAAGAAACAACAGGAAGAAUUGUUAAACAGUUGUAUACCCGGUGAUAUUGUUGAAGAAAUGAAGGAAGAUAUCACCCAGAAGAUGGUGUCACCCACAGAUUCAUUCUAUGAUCUCUAUGUUCAACAACAUUCAGAUGUCAGUAUUCUGUAUGCAGAUAUUGUCAACUUUACCCCACUGGCAGCAGAAUGUACGGCUUCAGAACUUGUCAAAAUGUUGAAUGAACUGUUUGGAAGAUUUGACCAGCUUGCAAAGAAAAAUCAUUGUAUGAGAAUCAAGAUUUUAGGAGAUUGUUAUUAUUGUGUAUCUGGUUUACCUACACCUAAUGAAAAUCAUGCUGAUAACUGUGUUAAUAUGGGACUGAAGAUGAUAGAUGCUAUUAGAGAGGUACGAGAUGCAACAGGUGUAGAUGUUGAUAUGAGAAUUGGUGUACACAGUGGCAUGGUCCUGAGUGGUGUAUUGGGCCUUAGUAAGUGGCAGUAUGAUGUCUGGUCAGAUGAUGUCACAACAGCCAAUCAAAUGGAAUCUGGAGGGGUUCCUGGAAAAGUACAUGUGACAAAGACAACCUUAGAUAAACUACACAAUAAAGACAAAUAUGAAAUAGAAGCUGGAAAUGGACAAUCUAGAAGUACUUACCUAACUGAACAUCAAAUAGAGACAUAUCUUAUUACCACAAAGAUGAAAAAAUUUGAUGAGAGCAGAAGAAUAAGAUCUCGUUUUGAAAGCAGUUUGAGAGCUUCACUGAGGGUUACCAAAUAUUUAGAGCAAAGUUGGAAUGUGGACAAACCUUUUGCUAAUUUGAGAGUUAGUUCCAUGGCAACAAAACUGUUGGGUUUAACUCUUCUACCUGUAAGUAGCCUAGCAUUUUUGGAUUCCAAAUUAGUAUACAACUCUAUGUCAGAAGAUAAAAGCAUUGCAGCCAUAAAUGACCAGUUGAAUGCAGAAGUAAAUGAAGAUCUUGCUAGAAAGUCCAAAGAUUUAGGCAGAAGAUAUUCCUGGAGGAAAACGAAGGAAUUUGAUACAGUUCUACUGAGAUUUUAUGAUGAGUUAGAAGAAGACUACCUCCAGCGUCCAGAUCCAUCAUUUAAAAUUAGUGUUAUAUGUGCUUUCUGUAUAUUUGUUGGUAUCCUGGUUGUCCAAGCCAUUAUAUCAGAUAGAGGUACUGCAUAUUUUUCCUCCUUGUCUAUUGGUAUAGUGGUAUUUGCUAUAACUACUGUGAUAUGUUUUCUUAGAGAAAGUCUGAAUUCCAAAUGUGUGAGUGGUGUGCAUUUUAGUCCUAGAGUUAGAAUAGUUCUAGCCUUCUUGUGUAUAUCUGUUAUAUGUACAGCUGUAUUAGUAUCCAUGAGUGUCUGUGAUCAACAAAUCCCUACCAAUGUAAAUAGUACAGAUAAUUCAUCCAAAAAUACUGUAAUAACAGAUAAUGGUACUGACCAAUCAAAUACAACUCAAACAGAUAGUCAGACAGAUUGUAACAGACCUGUUUAUUUUGUACUAUGCAGUUUACUUGGUCUAGCCUCCAGUAGUGUGUUUCUACAGAUGAAUUACAUUGUAAAGCUUGUGUAUAUGUGUCUUGCCAUGAUAGCCUUUAAUGUGACCUUUUAUGUACAUCCAGAGUUCAAACAAUCAAAUGAUGACAGUAUGUUAACUGAGGCAGUAGCUGGUUCUGUCUAUUUAGCAGUAUUGUUUAUAACACUGGUGUUUUUAGAUAGACAGGUUGAAUACACCAACAGACUUGAUUUUGUGUGGAGUGAACAAUGUAUGAAUGAAAAGAAAGAAUUACAAGAAACAUCAGCACUAAACGAAAAACUUCUACAAAAUAUAUUACCCAAACAUGUGGCUGACUACUUCCUGAAAGCAUCUAAAGCACAUGAUCAAAAAUUAAAUAUACAGGACAGAAUUGCUGAAAGUCGUCGGGAACAAGAGUUGUAUAGUGAAUAUCAUCCAGAAGUUUGUGUCAUGUUUGCCUCCAUACCAAAUUUUAAAGAUUUCUAUCAACAAAGUGCUGCAAACAAAAAUGGAAUUGAAUGCAUACGAGUGCUAAAUGAAAUUAUUACAGAAUUUGAUCAGUUACUUUCUUUGAGAGAUUUUGCUAGUGUAGAGAAGAUAAAGACAAUAGCCAGUACUUAUAUGGCAGUAACUGGUUUGAAAACCCCUAAAGCAGUACGAGUGUUACGUAGAAUUAACAGUAAACCCUUCACAGAGUACAGAAGCAACAUCAUUAUUAUGACUAACUUUGCAUUAAAAAUGAUGACCUGUCUUGAGGAAAUAAACAAACAUUGUUUCAAUGAUUUUAGAUUGAGAGUUGGUUUGAAUCAUGGUGCUGUGACCGCUGGUGUAAUUGGUGCAAGGAAGCCUCAAUAUGAUAUCUGGGGAGAUACGGUCAAUGUGGCCAGCAGAAUGGACAGUUGUGGUCAGAUGUGUAAAAUACAGGUUCCAGAGAAAACUGCUGAAGUACUUAUAGAAGAAGGAUUUGAUUGUCAGUACAAAGGCAUUACACAAGUUAAGGGAAAGCAGCCGAUGACCACAUACUUUGUCUUGUAUAAGUCAGAACCUUUAUGAUAUUCAAGGUCAAAGGUUCAAGAAUAUAUUGAACUUUGAUAUAGGUAUGACAAGGUGAGAGGUCAUGAUCUGUAUACAUCAGAACCUUUAUGAUAUUCAAGGUCAAAGCUUCAAGAAUUUCUGCAAAUUAAACUGUGAUAUAGGUAUGACCAGGUGAGAGGUCAUGAUCUUUGCCAGGUCAAAGGUGAUAACUGUGUCAGAGGAUUAGAAUUCCAACAAACUUAACAUCAGGGAUAUGUUGAUAUUAUUAGUGCCAAAUAAAAUGAUGAUAUUUUUAUGUAGAUGUCAUGGGGAUGAUAACUGUUUUGCAAAGUUUAAAACAUUUUAUAUUAACAAUGUCAACGAAGAACAGCUAGUUGACCACAUCAAGAAAAUAGACAUGACUACAGCUGUAAACAAAUCAGAUAAAAAUCAGAUGAAAUUUUUUAACUCUAAGUUAAUUUUCUAACAAGUAGAAUUAAGAUUAGUUGAUGUCUAACAUGACAGAUGUAAACACCUUAUCGCUAUUAGCCUACUCGGCCAGUGACCCGGCCGCUUGACCUUUUGACGCAUACAACAAUCACUUUUCCAUUGUGGCGUCAGAUAUUUUGGUUUAUGACAUCAAAAUUUUACGGGAACCUGUGUGAUAUCCAGUAAUGGCGGACAAAUAGCGAUAAGGUGUAUUGUAUGGAAGGAUUUGUCUGGAAUAUGUUGGAAAUAUUAUAUCAUCUUCAAUUUUUUUUAUGAUUUUGUGUGAGAGAGUUUACUAAAUUACUUUUUAAGAUCUAAGACCCAAGUGGCAUUUGACAAUUUAUUUUAAGCCAGAAGAUUCUUAGCAUGGACAGUACUGAAAAUUCAUACUGUUUUAAAAGAAGCAUAAACUUUGUAAAGCAUUCCAGUUACAUUUUGUUUCUGUAACGUACCAGUGUGUGUAUUGCUUCAUAAGUGAUUUGUUAUUGAGUUUGAAUUUGUUAAUAUGUAAAUUUAAGGUAAAGAUAAUGUAAUCAAAGUAAAAACAACUUUGGAUAUUUCACAGUAAGUUUAAAAACAUUUGUUAACUACCUCUUAGAAUAAUACUAGAUUUUGUGUUUACAUCUAUAUUCCAAUAUUAUACCCUUAUGCAGACCAUUUUGUUACACAAUCUAAUUGGUUACUGAACAAUUAUUCAAAGAGACUGCAGAAAAUAUUUGCCAUUUAGCAGACUAAUGUUUAGCUAGCAGCAAAUCAAAUUUCAUACAUUUUGUUGUUUUUUGUGUUUUAAAUUUGAAAUCCUGAAUCGAUAUUGAAUAAUCCAAAGUAUUGCACAGAAAACAUAUAUAAAUAGUUUGUCAAUAUUUCUAAAUUAUAUUGUGCUGAAUUUCAUACUUGGCCUGUUUGCACAAAAGGCUAUAUAUACUGGCUUAUAUUUUGGUAAUCAGCAAACAGUUGAGUAAAAAAUUUGGUACCAGUUUUGUGAAAUCAACUCCUGCUAAAAUUUUUAACUGUUUAACCUAGUGCACCUAUUACGUAGCUGUUAAACUAUUUUGCCCCCUUUUAUUUAUCCAUAAAUGUAAAUGCUGAAAAAUAGACAUGUUAAUAUUUUUAGAAAAAUUCUGUGCAAUUUGUGUCUUUGAUCCAUUUGAAACACUUUCAUUUAAUGAAUGUAUAAUUUUAUGAUCUUUUAUAUUUUCAUAUGGAUGUUUUGUUUUAACUUUUUUUGUGCAUUUAUAAAUGAUAAUCUAUUUUUAUAUAUAUGCGUACUAUAUGCAUUUUUUAAAAUCAUUUCAGUAGUUAAAAUAUGAAGUCAUUCUAAUAAGAUAAUAAGGAGAUCUUCUUCUUUUUUUUUCAUUUUAAAGCUUUUUAUUCCUCUUCAGUACAAGAUGAUAUUUCAGUUUUAAUAUAGUUCACUGCUAAUGUCAACCAUUUAAAAAAAAAAAAUCAUUCCAUAAGAAUUAAGCAAACUGAAUUAAGUGUAAUGUUCAAUAAACAUUAUAUACAAGUUUUGGGAAUCAUCCAGAGGCCUCUGUGGCUGAGUGGUUAAGUAGUUCAUCCAUUAUAUCACUUGAAGUUGAAUCUCAAUUUAACAGUCCAUAACAGUUUUGUCCAACACUGAGGUUUUGCAUUGAAAUCCAACAGGUGGCAGGUCAUUCUACUCCAAUCUUAAUUGACUUGGACGGUCAGUUUUCUUGCUGAUGGUUGUGGUUCCAACAUUUUCACCAAUUAAAGCUGACCUCCAAAAUUGAGUAAAUAUGAAUGGAAGUGAUGUUAAACACCACCAAUCAAUAAGUCAAGAAUUUUCUGAAACCAUGCAUCAUAUGCAGUUUCGAAAUGCUUUUUACAUAUAAUUUACAAGUUAAGAAACCCUUACAAUUUUCAUAGAUAUAAGCAGUUUAUUUAGCCCCCUGGCUAGAAUGUUACAGAAGAGAGUUAAUAUGGGUUAUGACACUCUUGAGUUAAAUAAUUAUAUUUCAAUCUGAAUCCCUCAACUUUAAAAGACUUUGAUAGUUAUGUCCAAACCUCUCUUGGUGAUUCAUGAAGGAAGUUUUUAUGGUCAGGUUUUGUUCAAUAAUGAUACU